GAAAUAAGGAGAAAUGGACCUCUAAAGAUGGCGUCUGACAAAAGAUAUGUAUACGCGGGUGUUGUGGUUAUCCUGUCGUAUUUUAUUAUUGGAUGUCACGCUAGAUUACAUCACCUGGUACUUGAGGAUGACAUCCGGCAGAAAGUCCACCUGAACACCUUCGGGUUUUACAAAAAUGGUUACAUGACUGUCAGUCUGAACAGCCUCAUGUUAAAAGAGGUGUCAAUUACAGAUGUCGAUAGUAGCACGUUGGGAUUCAUUCUGGACAAAACUAACAGCAAUGGUUUUGCCUCAUAUCUGGAUGAUGACUCCGGGUUUUGUGUUCUGAAAAAGACACCCAGUAGCGAUGCUGUUGUGCUGCUUCUGUUGGACUUCAACAGGAAUGAAGUGACUAUAAAGACCUCCGCAGAGGAGGGUCUCUUCCCCCAGAUCAUCCCUGUCCUGGCAGGGGGUGCUGGUGCCGGAACAACAGGGAAGCAGGAGACUGAUAAAGUGGAGAAAGAGGAAAAGAAAGAUGGGGCCAAAGUCUCAAAGGAGCCUCCAGUGGCUUCUAACAAAGAACCCAUAUAUCCUCUGGAGCAAAGAGGUCCCAGCUAUUCCUUCAGGUUUUAUUUCAAUGUCACCACUGACGACCAGCAAGGCUUGUACAACUUCUACUUCUACAACUGCUACAGCAGGGACGCUCAGACAAACCUUCUGAAGUUCAACCUCGAUAUCAACAUUGAGGAGAAGAACCCGAAGAGCUUCCUGUCUGCGGGUGAGAUCCCCCUGCCUAAGCUCUACAUCUUCAUGUCCAUGCUCUUCUUCAUCAUCGGGACGCUCUGGGUCCAUGUGCUCCACACAAGAAAAGUGGAUGUCUACAAAAUCCACUGGCUUAUGGCAUCUCUUCCAUUCACCAAAUCUCUCUCUUUGGUGUUCCAUGCUAUUGACUACUACUACAUUUCAAACCAGGGUUUCCCCAUCGAGGGCUGGGCUGUGGUCUACUACAUCACACACCUGCUGAAGGGGGCGCUCUUGUUCAUCACCAUAGCCUUGAUAGGGACUGGCUGGGCGUUCGUCAAGCACAUUCUCUCCGACAAAGACAAGAAGAUCUUCAUGAUCGUCAUCCCUCUUCAGGUGUUGGCGAAUGUGGCCUACAUUAUCAUAGAGUCGACAGAAGAGGGCAGCAGUGAGUACGGCCUGUGGAUGGAGAUCCUCUUCCUGGUGGACCUAUUGUGCUGUGGGGCCAUCCUGUUUCCUGUUGUCUGGUCAAUCCGGCAUCUUCAGGAGGCCUCAGCAACAGAUGGAAAAGCUGCUAUCAAUCUGGCCCAGCUGAAGCUCUUUAGACACUAUUAUGUGAUGAUUGUGUGCUACAUUUAUUUCACGCGCAUAAUUGCCAUUCUCAUCAAAAUCAUAGUGCCCUUCCAGUGGAAAUGGCUGUACCAGCUGCUGGAUGAGUUGGCCACUCUGACCUUCUUCUUCCUCACGGGCCACAAGUUCCGCCCCGCCUCCUAUAACCCCUACCUGCUCCUGUCUGUGGAGGAUGAAGAGGACCUGGAGAUGGAUGACGUGGUAACUACAUCGAAUGCUAUGGGAGAAGGCGUCAAAAAGGUGAAGAAGAUCUCCAAUGGACCGUCAGAAGAAACUGAGAGCGUGGCAUGAUGGGAUCUCUCAGUGAAACAGGAUGUUUCUGGACCCUUUGCCCUUUUAGAAGGUCCAGAAACAUCCAGAAGUUGUGCUGGACACUCCUGGAUCAGGGCUCUCUCUCUCCGCUCCCCGUACCCCCAAACCUCUCAGUGGAGUCCUCCAGUUCCCUUGUCUUAAAACAUGGCAGUUGUGGCGGUUAAUCCCAGCGCUCCUGUACAGUUUCUCUUUGUAAAGGGUGUAGACCACAGAGAUCUGAGUAUACACUAAUCUUUCAUACAGUUGUCAUUAUAGUUACAACAGAUAUGCUUUGGUGCUUUCUCAUGUACUGAUGUUUUGUUGUGUUUUAUUUUCCUUUGCCACCAUUUUGUUUUUUGCAAAUGUAUCUCAGAUGUGCGUAUAGACAGACACGCCCAGUAAGCUGUGCCAUUUAUACUGUAAUUGAGUGAAGUUUGUUUUUGUCUUUUUUUUCUUACUUUUAAUUUCAUCCAUGCUCUCGUAAGAGAUUAAGCAAGAACAUGACCUGUUGAGUCUCUUUAGUGAGCUCUUUGGAUUCAGGUGUGGUAUUGGCACACAAAAGGUGAGUCAGAGUGCUGACUGUGCUGAUUUAUAUAUCUCUGAUGAAGGGGUGAGGCAUAAGGCAGGGUGAGUUCUUAUAGGGAAUGUUUUGCUUCUUAGAUUGGCCAGGUAGGUCGGUCCAUGUUUAAGUGAAACAUCUCACUCUUCAUAUGGAAGGGACUAAUAUUUCCUUUAUUUCAUGAGCUUGUGAAUAUUAUUACACUGCUGUUUUUGAUGGCUCGGUUAAGAUAAUAUUCAUCGUUCUACUCUGAUGGAUUCAAUCUUGAUUCCUUUGAGAAAACGUUUACAGAUAAUUUGUAUGGGCCUCUGAUCAUUUGUAACAUACCUAUGAUUUUUAACAGUAUUUCCGUGCAAAAGAAAGCAUUUUCAUUGCUUGAAGUAAUGCUGCCUAAUUUGUAGAUCCUAGAGUGGGGUUGAUAACGCUAUUUAUUCAGUAUAAGCUACUGCAGUUGUUAAAUUAUUUUUGGUCUUUUGAGUAAGAGAACACUGAAUGUAUGGCACGGCAACAUGGCCACAUCAAUACUCCUCAAUAGAGGACCUUUGAUGUUUUCUGCCGAAAUGGAGGUCUUGGGCAUUUUGCACUGAAGUAUUGUAAAAAAAAAUAUUUGACAUUAUUUCAAAUAAGAAAAUAGAAACUAAGCUAAGGAAAUGGACGCUGUUGUUCAGGUCAAAAUACGGAUGUACAGUUGUUGUUUUUUGUAUGUACCGCACAUGUUUUUUUAAUGUUUUAUUUAAUUUUUUUUCCCCCCAAAAUGAAACAGACGUUGAAGAUGGUGAUUUUGGGAAGAGUGAUGAAAAUGUCUUAAAUGCAUAAAGUUGUUUUGAACGCUC
This is a messenger RNA of Clupea harengus (Atlantic herring), 3033 nucleotides long. It is a transcript of the gene gpr107, whose product is annotated as G protein-coupled receptor 107. The record is from RefSeq and is a predicted model, not a curated record. NCBI's taxonomy places the organism in Eukaryota, Metazoa, Chordata, Actinopteri, Clupeiformes, Clupeidae. Gene Ontology annotation, cellular component: clathrin-coated vesicle; Golgi apparatus; membrane. Gene Ontology annotation, biological process: clathrin-dependent endocytosis. Gene Ontology annotation, molecular function: clathrin heavy chain binding.